GUCCACGCUCGCAGCUCUAAAGAACGACCGCUCGGCCUAGCUACGCGCGAAUUUUCCGAACGCGUUUCAAAAUUUGAAUUUCGAACUUUUUAUUCUUUCCCCAAUUCGGAAAUUUGCCAGUAUUUUCAAGUGAAUUCUAAUCCCAACUGUCAUUCUCAAGUUAUUUUUUUUUACGGCGAUAUGGUAAACAAAGAUCAUAGACAUUGAUAAGGCUGUACUUGCCGCCUAAAAAUAAACUGUCUACCCUCACUGGCUAUAAGAAAGUGCUGAUGACUGAAUAAAAAUAAAACGCGGAUUUCCAAUAUGGCGCUAGGAAAUAUUAGACUUAUGUUUAAAGGAUGUGUACAUUUAAUUUGUAUUGCGUGUUUAAUAGUUCGGACAGAAUCGACUGAAAGUGAAAUAGUGCUAGUGAAUGAACUAAAUUACUCUAAUAAAACUUUAAACACAAUUGCCGAAGAGAUCUGCAAUACUUUCACGGCGCCGGACGACCCAGUAUGUUUAUCUAACUGGCUAAGUCCGCCGAUGCUACUUGCUCUACCCUCAGAACUCAAUAUCACAAAGUUGGAGAAAGAAAUCUAUUAUGAAAUAACACCUUCAGAAUUUCUGCAAGCCGUUGUAAUGAUUUCUGAUGACGAGAGUCAUGUUGUACAACAUCUCCUGAUACCACCAUCACGCAACGAAAAGGUCUGGUUAAACUGCACUCAAAACUACACAUUCUGGACAGCAGCUGUCGUCGACAAUGGAACCCAUUCUCCUUGGUUGCAGGGUCCAAAGUUACUUGCAAGGAAUUCCACCCAUAAACAUGAGCAAAGGAAAAAUUAUACUGUCCACGUUGAUAGAGAUUAUAGUGAGAUGUUGACAUGCAACUGCUCUAAUGUUACUUUUGCUUGGAAAAUCAAUAAUGAAUUGGAUAGAUCCUUCAGAGUAAUCAAUGACUGUCCUACAACCAACAUUCGCACCGAAGAAGUCAUUAUAUCUAAGCCUGGAGAAACAGAAAUGACGUAUUCCCAAGCCGUAUCCUUGGGGAGCAAAUGUUUCUUCACAGUCUCCGGCUGUGGCAAGGGCGGACUUCAGUACGACAUAGAACCACAAGCAGUCAAGAACAUCACAUUGCUUUCUGUUCCCAAUGGAGAUGCGUGGGACGUUGUCGUCAGCUGGUUGCAGCCGAAACACAGUCCUGACCGAUACCGCGUGGAGCUUCAAGUGGGGGAGGAGGAAUACAAGGUCAAUGUGUCUGGGAAAGCUACAGAAAUGACAUUCUCCGAUGUGAUAGACUAUGGAUUGUACGACUUCAGUGUGUCAAUAUGCGCUUUCAAGGGCCCAGUCUGUAUGCACGAGAGCAUCCGCGGGAUUUUUCCUCGUGGACAGGUGGCCUCUAGCUCAGUGCCGGUACUAGGGUCUCUCCUGGCCGUCCUCUUGUUGGCAACCAUGCUAUUGAGCGUCGUCGUCUGGCGGCGACGCCGCGUUAAUAAGGCGAAACUGCUGUAUUUUGAGGAGGAUCCAGAGGACUUCCCGAAGAAGCUGUUCCCUGAGAUAAUCAGCGACCUGCCAGUUACCGAAGACAGUUGGGAGAUUCUUCCAGAGAAGUUACAGCUACACGAAGUUAUAGGCGAGGGCGCUUUCGGUGUGGUGCGGCGGGGGACCCUAAUAGCUCCUGGCAAGGCAGUUGCGGUUAAAAUGCUAAAAGAUUACCCAUCCAGAGACGAAGUGCGAUCUUUCCGCGCCGAGACAGAGUUGAUGAAAAGUGUCGGAGCCCACCCUCACGUGGUCAGCCUUGUCGGCUGCUGCAGUGGACGCAGGCCUCUCAUAGUUGCUGAGUACUGCAGUCGUGGGGAUCUACUCUCCUACUUAAGGUGCUCAUGGGACGUGAUGAUUUCCAAACGCAACGCCAAAUAUUGCAACAACAACUUCGAAACCUCCAACUACCGAAACGAUCUCUUCAAGCCUCACGAACACUCCAAACUGGUCGUCAAUAAAAUGUACGACCUCAAUGGAGUCUGCAACACUGAGCUGACUUACGUGGACUUGCUGUCUUUCUGCCGUCAGAUAGCCAUGGGAAUGGAAUUCUUGGCUUCAAACAGAGUGGUUCACAGAGACUUGGCAGCUAGAAAUAUUCUUGUAACCAGCGACAGGACUCUGAAGAUAGCGGACUUUGGAUUGUCCAGAGACAUUUAUCAGGAGAAUCAGUAUAAGCAGAAGGGCAACGGAAAGAUGCCCGUCAAAUGGAUGGCUUUGGAGUCUUUGACACACAGGAUAUAUACAACGCAGAGCGAUGUCUGGUCAUUCGGCGUGGUUCUGUGGGAGGUGGUGACGGUGGGCGGCGCGCCGUACGCUGAUGUGGCGGCCGCGCGCUUGCCGCGUCUGCUGCGAGCUGGCUACAGAAUGCCGCGGCCCAACGCCUGCAGCAAACAGCUUUACGACCUGAUGCUGGCAUGCUGGCAAGCGCGGCCGCGCGACCGACCUACCUUCGCCGAACUACACAGCGAGUUGGACGCCAUGUUGCAUUGUGCCUGUGCUGAACAAUACCUAGCUCUGGACCUGGACAUGGAACUCAAGCCUGAAGAACCGAGAAACGUCUAUAUGAGGAUUAUGGAGUUUGCAAGAGGCAAGCGUCGUUUCGGGUCCGGCUACGCCUCACCGCUGCCUCGAACGCACAGCAACCACUACUCCUCGCCUCCUGCGCCUAACAAACCGCCAAGUAUCAGUGUCAGUGUACCGUUGUGUUCUUAAACUCUCAAUAGCUACCUACCAUCAGAGUCCUUUGUGCUCCUAAACUCUCAUUACCGACAGACUCAGAGACAAGCGAUGCUUCAGCGGGCUAAGCCACUGCCUCGAACACACAGCAACCAUUACUCUUCGCCUCCUGCGCCGAACAAGCUUCGGAGUAUCAGUGUCAGUGUACCGCUGUCCCCUUAACUCUCACUAGCUACCAUCAGAGACCGUUGUGCUCCUAAACUAUCAUUACCGACAGAACGCCUUGAACGUACAGCAACCUCUACAGAUAUUUCCGACAGUUCCACAAAUUUCCCACAUUCUAUACAGCCAGAUCAUGAGCGGGGAGGUAGGGUCGAGUUGCCAAUGGACAUUGAGAAAGCAAUAGGUCUUACAAAUUCCAGGGUGUGAGAGUAAAUAAGUAUAACGUCCUUCCAAUGGUGAACCGUGCCUAGCAAAACUAUUUUGGGAUGGUAUGUAAUCGGCGCUUACCUUUAAAGACAGACUAUCAC
Molecule: messenger RNA, 3224 nt
Organism: Leguminivora glycinivorella
Lineage: Eukaryota; Metazoa; Arthropoda; Insecta; Lepidoptera; Tortricidae
Gene: torso
Product: tyrosine-protein kinase receptor torso-like
Exons: 15
Coding region: 304-2730 (808 amino acids)
Biological process (GO): positive regulation of kinase activity; multicellular organism development; protein phosphorylation
Cellular component (GO): signaling receptor complex
Molecular function (GO): transmembrane receptor protein tyrosine kinase activity; ATP binding; protein binding
Source: RefSeq, a predicted model, not a curated record